AUGCAAUGGAUGAAGAGCCUUGGAUCCCGAAGAAAAUUUAAGGCAAAUAUUUCAUCAAGCUAUCACGCUAUCACGGCUGUCAUACCUUCAUGUAAACCUGGUUCGGAAAAAUGUCAAAAGCUUCAAGAAUUACCUCUAAAGAAUAUAAUUCCGAUAACUGGG
Paraglomus brasilianum is the source of this 162-nucleotide messenger RNA. The record is from the annotation of a GenBank genome assembly. Lineage: Eukaryota; Fungi; Glomeromycota; Glomeromycetes; Paraglomerales; Paraglomeraceae.